Molecule: messenger RNA, 1362 nt
Organism: Hymenoscyphus albidus
Lineage: Eukaryota; Fungi; Ascomycota; Leotiomycetes; Helotiales; Helotiaceae
Source: the annotation of a GenBank genome assembly
AUGGAGCCAUUUGUUGCAUUAGGCUUGAAGGCCAGCGAUGCUCUGAUCGACAAACACUUCCACAAAAUACCCGACAAGUACAUGCGUCCUCACACCUACCAUCCAAGCAACCUGCCCAACCCGCUAAAGAAAAGUCGGAAGGGGUCUCGACGCCAACAACAGAAUGAAAAUCGAAGCCGAUCGCCUUCUCCAGAUUCUUACGAUGACUUCGAAUAUGUGGACGGCACAGAAGAGCUGAGGGAUAUCCCAAAGCACUCUGGGUACGUAUCACCAGAUAACUCGAGGAGUCCAGUAGGAGACAACAUGCCACAGCAAUAUAGUCGAAGACCUCCACAAACCCGACCAGAGUACAUACCUCCUCCGCCUAUUGGAGGCACCUAUUCUCCAUCGAAUCAGUUCCCCCCUCCACCGAGAGGGGACCAAUCCUCAGCUUCGCCUUUUCGAUCAUCCGAUGACUUAAAAGUCCCACUUGAUCCAUUACAAGAGCCCUCAACUUCCACAAGACGAAGAUCGGGCGAGAGGGCUAGAGAGCGUGGUCGGGACUAUUAUGAUGACGAUAGAAGAGGAAGAAGGUCGACAAACACAAGAAGGAGCAGCUCCCAAGAACCGACUCGGUACAGAGAGGGAGACUUGGUAUCAUAUAACGACAGCAAUGAAGAUCUAGAUACACGCUCAACAUUGCCUCGGUCCGCUCGUAGACCAAAACAUGCAUCUCGACGCAGCAGUUCUCACCAGCCAUCCCGAAAUGGUGCACUUAUCCCCUUUCCCGCUGAUGGUGAUGACCUUUCCACCCUCUCGAGCCCACGAAGACCGAAGACCAGUCCGGCAGAAAACGUAUUGAAACCAUACGAUGAGAUGGACGAUAUAUAUAUUUCUCGCACUCGCAGACCUAAAUAUACAUCCCAGAGAAGCUCUUCGCAUAACCCGCCAAGAUAUCGAGAUUCAGAUCGCUAUUAUCCCCCUUCAGCAUCCGACAAAUAUCGGAAACAUCGUCGGGAGUCAUCUUUAUCUGCGAUUCCACGCUAUGAUGGACGAGAUAAAAUUGAGAAUGACCGAGGCGAAGGACAAUUUUUUACAAAAAGUAAAGAUGGCUUAGUCGGGGGUGCUCUGGGUGCUGUGAUCGGCGGCUGGGCAGCCAAAAGAGUACAAAGAAGUGCGAGUGGGAGGGAUGGUCGACGAUCGAGGAGGAACAGCAGUGCGCAAGAGGAUGACAAGGUUCUGACUCUUUUAGGCGCUGCUGUAGGUGGGUUGGCGGUCAAUGCGGUUGUGGAGCAUUUAGAGGAGAGCAAAGUCAAGAAGGAAAGGGCGCUUAGUCGGAGGAGGGAUAGCAGAGUUUAUGAUUGGGACGAUGGAUUUUCAUGA